AUGGAAGAUACAUCUGUUACAAGAUCAGAAGAUAUUUUGUCCGGUUUUCAAGUUAAUUGGAUGAAUUUACGAGAUGUAGAUACAGGAAAGAUAUUAUGGCAAGGAAAUGAAGAUUUGUCUAUACCUGAUGUGGAACAUGAAGCUAGGGUUCCGAAAAAGAUUUUGAAAUGUCGUGCAGUUUCAAGAGAAAUAAAUUUUUCAUCUGUAGAGCAAAUGAAAAAAUUUCGUUUAGAGCAAAAAAUAUUGUUUAAGAAUAGGUGUUUAGAAGAAUGGUUUUUCGAAUUUGGUUUUGUUAUACCUAAUUCGACGAAUACAUGGCAAAGUCUUAUCGAAGCAGCUCCUGAAUCACAAAUGAUGCCUGCUAAUGUUUUAAAUGGAAAUGUCGUUAUUGAAACCAAAUUUUUCGAUGAUGAAUUGUUAGUGUGCACAUCGAGAGUGAGAUUGUAUUAUGUCUGA
This is a messenger RNA of Pediculus humanus corporis (human body louse), 456 nucleotides long. Its product is annotated as restnal rod rhodopsin-sensitive cGMP 3',5'-cyclic phosphodiesterase, putative. The record is from RefSeq and is a predicted model, not a curated record. Gene Ontology annotation, biological process: sensory perception of light stimulus. Gene Ontology annotation, cellular component: cytoplasm. The transcript has 5 exons. Lineage: Eukaryota; Metazoa; Arthropoda; Insecta; Psocodea; Pediculidae. Bases 1 to 456 code for a protein of 151 amino acids.